This is a messenger RNA of Annulohypoxylon truncatum, 1431 nucleotides long. Its product is annotated as TauD-domain-containing protein. Gene Ontology annotation, cellular component: cytoplasm. Bases 1 to 1209 code for a protein of 402 amino acids. The record is from RefSeq and is a predicted model, not a curated record. Gene Ontology annotation, molecular function: 2-oxoglutarate-dependent dioxygenase activity. The transcript is spliced from 3 exons. NCBI's taxonomy places the organism in Eukaryota, Fungi, Ascomycota, Sordariomycetes, Xylariales, Hypoxylaceae.
AUGGCACCAUCAGCAACCGAGACUGUCGUGCCGAUUGUCGAGGAUAUCAAGCAGAAAGCCAUCCCAGGCACCCAAAAGGAAGCUGUACAGGAGAACCAGAGAGUGGAUAGCGGUGCGGUUGGCGCCACGGAUUUGGAGGACGAACUUCCUAAACUUGAAACAGGCCACAAGGAACCCCUAAAGUUGAGCGGUGCCCUGGACCAGUUCGAGCAAUUCGAUGUCACACCUGUAAUCGGAAGAGAAUUUGUAGACGUCGACCUGGCCAAAUGGCUACGUGCGCCGAAUUCAGAUGAGCUUCUCCGCGACCUAGCUAUCACAGUAUCCCAACGGGGUGUAGUAUUCUUCCGUAAACAGGACAACAUCAACAACGACCUACAGAAGGAGCUGGUCCAAAGACUCGGCGAGCUAUCGGGCAAGCCAGCGACCUCAAAGUUGCACAUCCACCCUGUCAUCAACUCCGGGCGCGAGGACGGCGACAAAGACGACGAAAUUAGCACCAUCUCAUCACAACAAGCCAAGAGGCUCUACGCCAAGAACGUCGUAUGGUCCGAGACGAAGCAGUCGCAAAGGAACCAGUGGCACUCCGACAUCACCUUCGAGCCCAUCCCGAGCGACUACGCCCUGCUACGGCUCACGCAACUUCCCAAGACCGGAGGAGACACCCUCUGGGCCUCGGGCUACGAGCUCUACGACCGGAUCUCGAAGCCCGUGCGCGGCUUCCUGGACACGCUGACGGCGCACUACGCGCAGCCGGCCUUCAACGAGACGGCCUCGCGCAACAACUUCCGCAUCUACUCGGGCGCGCGCGGCGCGCCCGCCAACGUCGGCGAGGCCCUCGAGGCCGCGCACCCCGUCGUGCGCACGAACCCCGUCACGGGCUGGCGCAGCGUGUUCGCCGUCGGCCACCACGUCCAGCGCGUCCACGGCCUCUCCGACUUCGAGUCUCGGGCUCUAUUGGACUGGUUCACGAAGCUGGUCGUCGAGAAUCAUGAUCUGCAGGUCCGGCUGCGCUGGCAGCACGAGAAUGACCUGGCGAUUUGGGAUAAUCGUAGCGUGUACCAUGCUGCUACUUCCGAUUACCUGAACCAGGGCCUCGGGGAGCGGUCCGGGUCUCGUGCUGUGAGUUUGGGGGAGAAGCCGUAUUUUGAUCCCCUUAGUAGCAGCCGGAGGGAGGCGUUGGCGGCGGAGGAGGCUGCGAAGAGGGUGUGAUGGGAGAAGAUUUGGGGUUUGUGGUUUGUGGUUAGCGGUUAGCGGUUUGUGGCGAGAGAUUAGGAGUGUGAGCAGCGGUGAAGGAAGGCUUGAAUAUCUUACUUAUUUAGUAGGUAGUAUUACAUACGUACCUACGUUGCCUACCAGGUGUCAAGGGUGACUAUACUAGGUAUGGUUACCCGGAUAGUGGAAGAGAACUACGUGGUAGCUUGCAUUUACAAG